Messenger RNA from Aspergillus terreus NIH2624, 600 nucleotides. RefSeq names its product putative Rho GTPase Rac (gene racA). The coding region runs from base 1 to 600 and encodes 199 amino acids. Lineage: Eukaryota; Fungi; Ascomycota; Eurotiomycetes; Eurotiales; Aspergillaceae. Gene Ontology annotation, cellular component: cell projection; cytoskeleton; plasma membrane. Gene Ontology annotation, biological process: regulation of actin cytoskeleton organization; establishment or maintenance of cell polarity; actin filament organization. Gene Ontology annotation, molecular function: protein kinase binding; GTPase activity; GTP binding. The record is from RefSeq and is a predicted model, not a curated record. The transcript is spliced from 6 exons.
AUGGCCACCGGUCCCGCGACUCAAUCCCUGAAGUGUGUCGUGACAGGUGAUGGUGCCGUUGGGAAAACAUGUCUCCUGAUCUCCUAUACUACCAACGCUUUCCCCGGUGAAUAUAUACCGACCGUAUUUGACAACUACACAGCGAGUGUGAUGGUGGAUGGCAGACCGAUCAGCUUAGGACUCUGGGAUACUGCUGGACAGGAAGAUUACGAUCGUCUUCGCCCAUUGUCUUACCCUCAAACCGAUGUCUUUCUCAUCUGUUUCUCCAUCGUCAGCCCCCCGUCAUUCGACAACGUCAGGGCCAAGUGGUACCCGGAAAUCGAACACCACGCCCCCAAUGUCCCCAUCAUCCUAGUCGGCACCAAGCUCGAUCUGAGAGACGAUCGGGCCACCAUCGAAGCCCUCCGUCAGCGGAAGCAGGAGCCCGUCUCCUACGAACAGGCCCUCGCCGUGGCCAAGGAAAUCCGCGCACACAAGUAUCUCGAGUGUUCCGCCCUGACACAGCGUAACCUGAAGAGUGUGUUUGACGAAGCCAUCCGCGCGGUUCUCAACCCCCGACCCGCGUCAAAACCGAAGAAGAGCAAAUGCUUGAUCCUGUAG